AGAAGUCAUUGCCCUGUCCUGUCGUUCGAUAACGUCGCUAUGACAGGCAGGUUGGCUAGAGUAUAGCCUAGGUAUUUAAUGGUCGAAAAUUGUUUGUAAAACGCCAUAAAAUGGCACAGGAUGUCCAAAAACGAGAUGCUAUUCGGAUACAAGUUAUUAAAUGUGCGGGCCUGUACCAGCCAGAGUACAAGACGUUUAGUGUGGAUCCAGAGAUUACCAACUUUCCCAUGUUACACAACCUAUUGAGCCAAGCAUUCCAGCUGCAAAAUGAGUUUACAAUUAGCUACCUGUCACGUGAUGAGAAGGGUGUAGAGGUGUAUCUGUCGCUGUUGUCGGAUUGGGAUUUGGAUGCCGCUUUUCUCUCUGCAUCUGAUCCAGUUCUCAAGUUGAAGGUGGAUGCAAGACCCUUUGAAGGACCAGGCCUCGAUGACUGGGAUGUUAUAAGUAUGAAAGAUACCACUCAUAGGCACCACCACGAACGCUCAAUGUCAGUGCCAUUCGUUGGAAACUUCAUGGAUUCAGUUGGCCGAACACUCAAUCGUGUUCAAAAGAUGUUCCAAGGGGAAAAUAAUGAUGGCAAGGUGUACGAACUGCCGCUAAAACCAUUAGAUGACAAGGAAUUUCUUACGUACUUGGAUGAAGGUGGACGCCUUGUCAAUAAGGAAGGACUUAUGUUGCGAGUUUUCCAAGGUGGUGUUGAGCCAUCAUUGCGCAAGACAGUCUGGAGGCAUCUUCUUAACAUCUUCCCGCCAAGUAUGUCUGGUGAAGAAAGGUGGGCAUAUUUAAAACGCAAGGAUAAGGAAUACCACGCUCUGAAAGAUCGCUUGCUUAAUAAUCCACGGGAAGAUUUUAAGAAUGUAAUGAACAUGGUACGUAAAGAUGUUCUUCGUACAGAUCGAUUGGAGAGUUUUUAUUCCAGUGGGGCAGAUGAGAAUCCAAAUGGAGUAAAGUUGUUUAAUAUUCUAACAACGUAUGCAUUGUCUCAUCCUGAUAUCUCAUACUGUCAAGGUAUGAGCGAUCUGGCGUCGCCGAUCUUGUACGUCAUGCAGGAUGAGGCUCAAGCUUAUCUAUGCUUUGUAGGCUUAAUGAAACGAUUGCGUGGUAAUUUCUUAAUAGAUGGAAAAACAAUGUCUGUGAAAUUCCUGCAUCUCACAGAACUAAUUAAAGUAUCAGAUCCUGAAUUUUAUAACUACUUACGUGAAGAAAAUGCAGAUGAUUUGUAUUUUUGCUAUCGUUGGUUGCUUUUAGAAUUGAAACGUGAAUUUGCAUUCCAAGAUGUGUUCCGUAUGCUGGAAGUCAUGUGGAGUGCCGUUCCGCCAAAUGAUCCACCAGAAACGGGCAUAGAAUUAUCAGGUCCGCCCUCAAAUAUGUCACCAACUCCAUUCGCAACGGAUAAAAUGCGAUUCAAGUUUGCCAGGGAACGUGCAAACUCAAAGAGAAGGAGUGGCAGUUUAAGCAGUGUCCGUACAGCAUCUGUUGAAAAUGACGAUGGGCUUCGUAUAUCACAGAAGGACCUUGCCUCAACUCUAGAUUUAGAGGUUUUUGAAAAAGAAGAUGACAACAACCAAGGCAAUUGUGACCCUAAAAAACUUCAAAUGACAUCAGGUUUUGAAACUUCUGAUGAAACUACCAAUGUUAACAUUAACCAAGAAGAGGAAAAAACAGAGAUUUUAGAAACAAACAGAAACCAAGAAAAUAUUCUGUCAGAUGUGGAGAUUUCAGACAGUGGAAAACCAUGUGAUAAUGAUGGUAAGACAUCUUCAUCAUCUCCAAGACGAUCCCUUCCAAAAAUACCAGGUGAUUCCAGCUCCUCAACCUCAUCAGAAAAAAAGUCCAAUUUAUACAUAAAUUGCAAUGCCACUACAAAUUGGGAAACACAAGGAAACAUUCCAGAAACAUCAAGAUUGUCUGCCCAAUUGAGCAAUGAUGAUUUGGAAGUUGAUAUGGUGACAACUACUGAUGUACCCGAGAUAUCAGUGACAUCAAGUGAAGAGAUGUCAGUGACAUCAAAUGGAGAGAUGUCAGUGACAUCAAAUGGAGAAAACUCAGUGACAUCAUCAGACUCUAAUCAAGCAUCAUCUAAUCAAGAAGAUCAUCGCAAGUUAUCCUCACCCAAAACUGAUGGUAUACCAUUAACUUCAUCGAAUGACAGUUCAUCCAAAGUACCAACGUCAUCCUCAUCACCUUCUUUUCAUAAAAGCAACUCCACAUCAUCAAAAGGUCAUCCAACAAAACACCCAUCCAAUUCCAAAGUGCCAUUCCUUUUAAGUAGUUUAGAGAAAAAGAUAGCUGAGCUUACAAUUACUUCAAAACCAACUAAUCUUCCAUUGAAUUCUCAACCAACGGAGGGCAGCAAGUCCAAUAAAUCGUCACCCAUGAGUCCUGUACGUAGGCCGUACCGUGGACUUCCAACUCCUAAAGAUUUUGGAAUGGGUAACCCAUUCAUGAUGUUCUUAUGUCUGACAUUGUUGUUAGAACAACGAGAGUACAUAAUGGCUUUAAAAAUGGACUACAAUGAUAUGGCCAUGUUGUUUGACCGCAUGGUACGCAAACACGACCUCAACCGUAUGCUGUGCAAAGCACGCGAUUUAUACAUUGACUAUUUGAAAGCGGAAAUCAGUUUUGGAUAUUGGGAGGAAGGUCACGAAAGAGGAGUCACAAACGGGCAAGAGUCGCUAAGGAAGACCAGUAAUGGUGAGGUUAUGCUAGCCAGAAUUUGAUCAUGCUGCCUCACUUCAAAUACCAUGUACAGUGUCUGUCAUGUCUCAAAAAAGUAUUUGUUUUGUCUCCAUAAAUAUUAGUACCUGUGUAAUUGUUAUCAAACAUGGAAAGAAGAAUUUAUGAAAGUGUAAAACACUAAUCAUAUGUUGUUUCAACAUAUCUAUACUAUUAUAUAGAGGCUGUCUGUUUUUGAUGUACUGUACUCUACCAGUAUGAAACCAGUAUUUUAGUUUUUUCCAUGUGCGAUUUACACAUGGUGAUUUAUCUUGCAUCCAAAAUACAGUUGAAACAAAAAAAGCUUUUGCAUGUGUACAAGAUGUCCAGUUUGUGCCUGGAAUAAUGGUUAUGUCAUAUUAUCAUUAAAUCGAUUCAGUCAUUCCGUAAUUAGGGACAAGUAAUUUCGUUUUUAAAAAAAUAAGACAUUUCCAGACCGAUACUAAGAUUUCAAAGACAAGGUCACAAAUCGUGCAUGACUGAAAUCUGAAGUUUGUGUAUGUCUAAUCGAAAUAUUAACAUUCAAGCUAUGGAUCAUUCCCUCUUCCCUCCCCUCCCCCUCCCCCUUCAAGUUGUUUAUCACAGAAACUGUACUGGUGAUAAGAAACUAAUUAUUGAAUGUGCUAAAAUUAUUUAGAAUUAAAAGAGCUAAUUAUUACAUGUAUAUAAUAUAUCAGUAUUUCAUUAUAUUAUUUGACCAAAUGGAAAUGAAUGCCUAAAUUUAUAUAUUCUUAUUUGUUUAAACCAAUUUAAAUAUAUUUUAUUCUUUGAUUUUAGUCUUUCAGUGUGGUUCUUGCAAAAUAAAUGUGUAAAAAAACCAACAAGGAUACAAAAUAUAAAUUAUAGUUGCAGAUAUAUGACAUAUUGAGACUUUUAAAUGUUAUUUGUUCCAUAAUUCAAUUUAUUUGUUAGCCAGAUAUUGUAAUUCAUUUGUAUAGGUAGUAUUACAUUUUAUUUUUUAUACAUAUUCCUCUGGUUGUAUAAUUCUUUUGCUUUUGUCAUAGCCUAAGUAGUAUAAUUUAUUUGUAUCCAUAGCUUUGUAGUAUCAUUAAUUUGUAUUUAUAGCCAGGGUGGUAUCAUGCUUUUUUUGUCAAAGCUUAGGUAGGAUCAUUUUGUAUCCAUAGCCGAGGUAGUAUCAUUCAAUUUUGUCAUAGCCUAGGUAGUAUAAUUUAUUUGUGGCAUAGACAAGCCAAACCAGUCACUGGUCGCAAAAAAAUUAAACAGUAAAAUGAGAGCUAUAAAAUGGUAAAAGAAUCAUUUAAAUUUGGCAUUUCCUUAUGAAGUUACAAGCAUUCAAACAUAGACCUUCAAAGUUUAUGAUUACGGGCUUUUCUCAGGCAGAAAACAUCACCAAAUUGUUAAAAAUUGAGGAAAAUAAGGUUAGUUUUAAUAGUGCAAUAAAAUAGAUUUCAAAAAUGUUGACAUUCCAGCAUGUUGUGGCCAUUAUCUCUGAAACACGAAUUGCGAUGAGUGACUGGUUUGGCUUGUCUUUGCCACAUUUUUGUUCAUAGCUGAGGUAUUAGUUAUUUUUCAGUGUACUUUAUCUAGGUACUGAGUUUUAAAUCGCCAGACUAUUAGAUCUAAAAACUAGUGUGUGAAUUGAAUGGUCACAACCCUAAAGCUCUAUCUAGACAGUAAAAUUUUAUUUGACAAAAAAACUGUUGUAUGCCCAUAUAUAGUCAUGAUGUGCCUAUAUUAUGGUCAUGAUUUGAUGUCAUCAAGAUAAGAGAAGAUAUUAUUGUCCAUCAUAACAUGUUAGAAAUUCAUGAUCCAUUUGGAUUACAACAUACAAAAACACAUUAAUUAAAUUACAUCAAAUAAGUAAAAAAAAAAAAUUGAAUUGCACUAGAGAUAUAAAAAUCUAUGUUUUAUCAAAAGGAAAUUAUUUCCUUAUAAUAAGCAAUUAUUACAAAGUAAAAAAAAAAAUUGUAAGAAUUGCAUCAAGAUAUAUACAUUUAAAAAAUUGCAAUCAUUCAAAGGAAAUUGAUUUUUUGCACUUAAAUCUACCAUUAAUCAGUAUCAUCUCUCUCAUCGCCAUCGUCAUUAUAUUAUUAUCGUUAUGAAGAUGAUUGAAGUAACUCAAUAGAAACGUCGAGACAUUCUAAACAAACAACUGUUCUUUUCAGGACUAUCUGCGUGAUGUAUCACAAGCAUUAAAUAUAGUAUUACUUCGCCAUGCAAACCUUAAAACAAUAUUACAGCUAAACUUGCCUAAGUUCGAAUAAUUUCUAAGUCAAACUAAUUUUAUAUGCCAAAUUGUUACGUUUUCCAUUAAUAACAAUCUGUCAGUCAAAUUUUAUUUAAGUCAAACAAUAUUUCAAUGGCAUUUUGGAUUCAACUUAGGCAAGUUCAACUGCAUUAUUAUGGUUACUGACCAUAUUUUGGCAUGUCACAUGUUUUGGUCAAAUAAAAUGUGAGAGUCUGGGCCAGGGCAUUAGACUAAACGUGUAGCUUAUUCCAUAUAUUUGCUUUGUUUAUUCCAUUUUUUAUCAUAAACAGUACUUCAUUAAAUCCAGUGUACAAUGUUGCAA
Molecule: messenger RNA, 5246 nt
Organism: Anneissia japonica
Lineage: Eukaryota; Metazoa; Echinodermata; Crinoidea; Comatulida; Comatulidae
Product: TBC1 domain family member 25-like
Exons: 4
Coding region: 111-2720 (869 amino acids)
Biological process (GO): activation of GTPase activity; regulation of autophagosome maturation
Cellular component (GO): autophagosome
Molecular function (GO): GTPase activator activity
Source: RefSeq, a predicted model, not a curated record